This is a messenger RNA of Malassezia japonica, 960 nucleotides long. RefSeq lists its product as uncharacterized. NCBI's taxonomy places the organism in Eukaryota, Fungi, Basidiomycota, Malasseziomycetes, Malasseziales, Malasseziaceae. Bases 1 to 960 code for a protein of 319 amino acids. The transcript has a single exon. Gene Ontology annotation, cellular component: mitochondrial outer membrane. The record is from RefSeq and is a predicted model, not a curated record. Gene Ontology annotation, molecular function: ubiquitin protein ligase activity. Gene Ontology annotation, biological process: protein polyubiquitination; regulation of mitochondrial fission.
AUGCUUGUGGCAAGUCGCCUCCCUAUCCUGGCGAACUUUUCCACCUGGUUGCCCACGUUGGUGGCCCUGCCUGUAACGUCUGCCCCGCUGCCGAUGCGCCGUGCCAUGCUUUACCGAUACUCGGCACAGGCUGUGUUCCCUCGUACAUACCCACCCAGCCCUGUGCUGACUACCCUUCUGCUUCCGUGGCUGCGUGUGCUAUACAUUGCCGUCAAGCGCCAAGUCUAUCGGUAUGUGCUGUCUUCCCCUCCCCGUCGCACGCGCAACCGCCCUGCACAGGACGAGGGCCGCCGGGAGCCCCAGCCCCCCCCUACGCGCAUGGUUAUCGUUGGUAAUGAUACCGAAGGUGCAAUGUUGGUGGACGGUGUACCCGACCGUACCGAAGAAGACACCUAUGAGACAUUGGACGAUGGCUCGCUGGUCCAUCAGGGUGGCUGGGAAGCUGAGCAGGGUUUGCCACUUGACGAGCUCGAGUACCGCGUAUUCGACGAGACGGAACUGCCCGGUACUAUCUAUGUGACCUACUACAGUCUCUCCAAACUGCUUGUUCAAUCUCUUGGCUUCCCCUUCAUUGCCAGUUUCAUGGGCGGCAUACUUGGUGCUGCCUCCAAGUACAGCAACACUUUGCGUUCGAUUCUGGGCAUUGCACCCGGCAUCUCUCCCCAACCUGGCUGUGAGAGCUGGAUCAGUCUUCUCUGGCCGAAAGACCGCGAAGGGGAGAUGCCCAUGGUGGUGCCUGGCUCGGAGCCAUUGUGGGUCGACGAUAUGGGUGCGGUGUAUGAUGAUCUGGACCCUGUUUGGUACCGGAACGCAAUGGGAGGCGCCUUGUACCUUGUUGUCAAAGACAGCUUGGUCCUUCUCUACCGCUAUCUGAACAAGAAGCAGCGUGGUCAGCAACGCAUCAAAGAUUUCCCCUUUAGCGAAGGGGUUGCCAAGGAGCUGCUCGCGUCACGUCCAUAA